Polypterus senegalus (gray bichir) is the source of this 9070-nucleotide messenger RNA. RefSeq names its product interferon-induced very large GTPase 1-like. Gene Ontology annotation, molecular function: GTP binding. The record is from RefSeq and is a predicted model, not a curated record. Bases 191 to 7015 code for a protein of 2274 amino acids. NCBI's taxonomy places the organism in Eukaryota, Metazoa, Chordata, Cladistia, Polypteriformes, Polypteridae. The transcript has 3 exons.
UUUCAGCCGGCCUCUUCCGAAGGAGCUGAAGAUGCGCUUUGUGGUCGUCUGUCAGAUGCAAUAAGAAGUGCUGGAGUCAGCAAAGAUUGUCAUCUUAUAAAUAGACUUUUGCUGGUUUAUAAAAUCUCGAGAAGAGGAUUCAUUAAAAGGGAAGAGGACUCAUGCCCUGGCCCCAUUUUUUUUUUACAACAUGCAUAAUACAAACAUGACUCAAGCUCUGGUGGUGGAAUCUUCUUCAGAUGGAUUGGCUCUUCAGGGAGUCCUCUACUCAAACAGCCCAAGUGACUUAAUUAAGAAACGAUCAAGAAUGAUAGAGACACCCAAAAAGCACAAAUGUGUUUCAACUUCAGAAGAAUGCGGGGAAAUAAUUGAAGAAUUUGAAUCUUGUAGCCAGGAGAAAAAUGCUAAAACGCUGAUUGAAAUGGGUGGAUACAGUAUUUUGCAAGAAAUAAAAGAUGACUUGGGGAAAACCAACAUCAACAAAGAAACAAUAAGUUGUAACUCUUCGGACGAAGGGUGCAAUGAACCUUUCUUCUGUGUGUGGAACAUAUCUUUGUGUCCCAAAGCCAUUUGUACUUUUAGUUUGGAAGAUGUCACUCUUUCAGACUCAGUAAUAUCUAGUUUAAAGAAACUAGAAUCCUGCAGAAGUCAGGAAGAGAAGGAUAAGCAAUGCAAGUCCAUUCUGGAAACAUAUGGUUCUCACAUUAGCACAAGGAAUGUAUUUGGAGGAAUAUUUUGGCGAAAAAUGGAAAGUGUAAAGUUUCCAGAAGAACUCAGACCAACAAGAAGGGAACUGAUAGAAGACUUCAUUAACUCUGAGCUUGACUUUGACAAUUUUACACAACUGUUCAGUGAUUUAACAGUAUAUAAACACUUGCUAAGAAGGGAAUAUGAUGAAAGCCAUUUAAAAAAUACCAUUGUUUCCAUUCAAACAAGCAGUGGCACCAAUGACUCCACCACAUUUAGCCAGUGGAUAACAGGACUUCACUCAGAAAGCCGUAAUUGGAAAGUAAUUGACCGCGGAUUCAGGGAUCGUCUACUGCCCAUUUGGAAGAUUAUGACACUGAACCAUAAAAAAGAUUUUCGAGAUUGUGAAUCACUUGCAAAUAUAAUGAAAAUGCAUUGGGAACAGAACACUGGGUUGCAAGACAAUAGUGCGGAAUUAGAGAAAAUAAUAAAAACUGAAGAAAUUAUUGAGAGAUUGACUGAAGGAGCAAUAGAGUGGAACAAAGUCUUAGAUUCAGAGUUUGAAGAGAAAGGUGCAGAUUAUGUGGCCGAAUAUACCAAAGUGCACUUUCAGGUCCACCAGCUUUAUAGUGAUUGGGCAAAUUUCACUCAGCAAGAAAUAUUAACUUCUCACAGAGAGGUCCAGAAAUUUCUUAUCAGGGCAGUAAAUCACUUAGACUCCAAACCAGGCCCACCUCCACUAUCCAGAUUUUUGUUAGAACAGAUAUCUAGUCUAACUGGCCAGCAAGAGAUUUUAGAAACUGAAGACGUCUCAGAGUAUGGUAAUACACUGUGUAUUCUGAGGAAAUACCGUAAAAUAUCAUAUAUGGAGACAUUCCAGAAUUUUGAGGCAGCAAAAGAAUUUUUUCUCAACACAAAGAGGCAAACCACAGAAUCUCACUUUCAGAUACCAGGAGUUCAGGCAAUAUUUGCUUACAACAUUUACAUUUCACUUCUACAGUUAAAGACACUGAUUGAAAAAAUGGGUCAACGAUUUCAUCGAGGUUUGGUGUCAGCCUGCUUCUAUCCCUACCUCGGAAGGCAGGAAAAAAUACCAAGAACAGACUUGUCUCAAGCUGAAUGGCAGUCCAUUGUGGACUUGAUUUAUGAGAUGGAAAAUUAUGUGCAGCAGUUAAUGGACAUGACCACAGAAAUGGGACAGGCCUUCAUCUUUUCAGUAGCCCUUAGAAGUGAAGGCUAUUUCCCCAGUUUAGACAGCAAGAAAGGAGAGAGAAUUGAGCUCCUUGAGAUUCUGCUCGAGGAAAUGGGGUCUGAAUUAUCUCCUGUGAUUAAAAAUAUGAUUGAAAAAAAAUGUAAAGAAAGAAACCCUGAUUUCAAGCAGUUAAUAGAGGAGUUAACGUUAUUAAAAAAGAAAUCUAUCUUUGAAAAAGAAAAAAUGGAAAGUCAGUUUGGUAAAAUCCAGGAAUUGAUUUGCAACAGCACUGGUAAUGACUCUAAAGUGCAAGAUAAAAAAUCACCAAUACUUGCAAAGGUAAAAAACGAAGUUGUAGAACUACUUGGUUUAGAAAAGUACUGGGAAAAGAAAUUCUCACCUACUGAUCUAAAGUCUAUAGACUCCCUAGCAUUAGAACUGAACAAACCUCACAGACCUGAGGAUAUCCCCUGGUACUUCAUCCAGAAGCUCCUGAUGUCACAUUCAGAUGCAGUCAAAGUGAAAUGUGCAGAGAGCGAAAGUUCUACAAAUACAUCAGAUGACAAUGAUGACAAUUUUGAUGCAUUGUUUUUACUUGAAUCUGACAACAAAACUUGUCUAAAUCCUCUGGAUGUCAUUGUCACUGUUUUGAUGUGUUCAGAUCCUUUUGUGCAACAGGAGCUUGUGCUAAAGAUGUCAAUGUGUCAGUUUGCCGUGCCAUUACUACUUCCUAAUUCAGAUGGAGGGCCAAUAUUUCUACUCUGGGCUACGAGGUCCAUCAUAAAAAAGUGGUACCAGAGGUCUCAUAAGGACAGUAGCUCCAUUGUGGAGUGCAGCAUUGCUACUUACCCCAUGCAUGCGAUCACAUUUAUUAGACUGGGGGAGAAUCGACAUUCUAAGUCAGCUUUCCUCAACUGUCUCCUUAGCACUUCUCAGUACCACCACAGCUUUUUUCUCCAUCAUGAUAUGGAAGGUGGAAACAGCCCUCGGAAAAUCUCUAAUGGACUUGUCGAAAUGACUUGGUAUUUGCCAACAGGCAGGGAAGUCUUGGAUGUGUUUCUGGAGCCAUUUGCUGCAAUAAAUGUAAGGGGUGAUGCAAAAUCUUUUCUCAAGGAGGUAGAGUUUCUUGCUGAAGUGUCCUCAGCCAUCUUCAUGUUUGUAGGAAAUAUUGGUGAGGGGCAGAAGAAUAUGACACAGUAUCUUCAGAGAUCUACAGCAAAGAUCUUCUGUUUGUUAGACCCUCCAAAUUAUGGUCAGGCAACAGUCAAAAAAUCCAUUGAUGAAUGGAGUGCACAGUUACAUAUUCCAAAAGAUCAAAUUAUCAUAAGAUCUAGAAAAAAAGAUGCUGAACUUAUUUGUGACGUACGCUCUGCAAUCACCAAAAUACAGGCCUCUAAGGAAAAUAUAAUAUCUUUGGAAGCAAUGUCUCAUAUUGCCAAAGAUCAUGGUUUUCAAACUGACGAAGACUAUAGUCCAUGCCAAACUGGAAAACAUAAAGCUGCAAAAGUUCUUGCUGGGCUAAACAUGGGAAAUAUUGCUGAAUUCAAAGACAAAAUGCUUCCAUUUCAAGGGCCAACCUGGAAAGAAUAUUCAGAAAUUGAAAAAGAGAGUCUAAGACUAAAGAACAUUGGACACAAAAGCCAACUGGAGUACUCCAGGGAAUUAGAGCAGAAAAAGAGAGCAAUUCGUCACAAACAAAUGAAGAAUGACAUGUCAUCUGCUAUGGAGAUAUUCAUUGAAACAGUUCUCAGAAGCACAAAAGAAGAAAAGCUCUUUUUCCUACACUGGGUGAAGCUGAAACUGGAUUCCCUUUCUUCGGCCUCCUUACCCAGUAUCCGAGAAAAACUGAAGCGGCACCAGAAUGAGAGCAGUGAACAGAAAAAACUGGUGAAAAUGCUCUCUAGUAGCUCACUGGGAUUAGAACACUUUGUACGAGAAAUCGGACAGGUUUAUGAGGCGUUUGUAGUGAGUGGAUCAAAGUUCAAUUCAGACUUGUCUCGGUUACCAAAAAUGGCUGCUGAGAUGCUCCUAGAUGGCUUCCCAGUAGAGAUCAUUGAUGGCAAUGUCUCCAACAUACCCCUGACAUGGGUGUCAAAUAUUUUACAAGAAGUUAAGAAAAAAACUCAGUCCACAACCAGAAUAUUUGUCCUUUCCGUUUUAGGGGUACAAAGCACGGGGAAAUCCACCCUAUUGAAUACUCUGUUUGGCCUGCAAUUCGCAGUGGGAGCUGGCAGGUGCACCUGUGGGGCUUUCAUGCAGCUCGUUCGCAUCGAUGGAAAUCUCAAACAAGAACUCGGUUGUGACUACAUUCUUGUUAUUGACACAGAGGGUCUAAGGGCCCCAGAAUUGAUAGGCAUCGCCAACAAGUAUGAGCACGACAAUGAGAUAGCAACUCUAAUAAUUGGACUAAGUGAUGUCACCCUAGUGAACGUGUCAUCUGAAUCCACUGCAGAAAUGCAGGACAUUCUUCAAAUAGUUGUACAUGCAUUAAUAAGAAUGAAGGAGGUUGGGAAAAGGCCAACCAUCUAUUUCAUCCAUCAGAAUGUAUCUGACAUUUCUGUGAGGGAUAAGGAUUUACUUGGAGUUGCACAACUCCUGACACGUCUGGAUGCGGUGACCCAAGCUGCAGCCAAGCAGGAACAUAAGGAAGCUACAUAUUUAAAAUUUUCUGACGUGAUUCAGUAUGAUCCUGCAAAAAGAACAAAGUACAUGCCUAGUCUGUGGCAUGGCAUACCUCCCAUGGCAGCUGUGAGCACUGGGUACAGUGAAUAUGCAUUUGAGUUGAAAAAGGACCUGGUUAAUUUCAUUAGGGAACAAAGAAAGUCUUAUAUCCCAUCAACAAUUGACAGCUUCAUCAAAUUGAUGGAAGAACUUUCUAAUGCCGUUAAGUCAGAGGACUUUAUAUUCAGUUUCAGGAACAGCAUUGCAGCAGAUGCAUUUGCAAAGCUUUUCUCACAAUGCAGCGAUUGGAUAUGGGAAAUCCAGCAGCACUUCAUUGAGUGGACAGAGAAGGCGCAAGUGAGGAUUAAAAACUGCCAAAAGACAGACGGUUUACUAGAUGAGCUAAAGCGGGAGGUUACAGUGUUAGCAAAUGAAGAAGAAAGCAAAGCUCUUGAAAAACUCACUAAUUAUUAUUCAAAGGAUAUUGAUAAUAAACAAUUAAUUCAGCCCUACAAGCUAUAUUUCGAACAGAACCUUAAGGUUGAAUGUCAGCAGCUUAAAAACAAUGCACACUCAAAAUGUGAAAUUUACAUUCAUACUUGGUUAAGCCAUAAUAUUUUUCAAAAAGUGCUCACCGAAUAUGAAGAUAAAAUCCAGGAAAAGGUUGACCAGCUGGUAAAGGAAAUUAACCACAGUGGAAAAAAACUUGAUGAGGGGGAACUUCACAAGGCAUUUGAGGAAAUGUGGAGCAGCACUGUUGUGUCCAUAAAAUGUCCAGAAAACCAAGUUAAUAUCCUGCGUGACAUGGAGAAGUGUUUGCUGCGGAAUGACGUGAAAAGAAAAUCUUUUAAAAUCAAUUUAGGAGAGAAAUUUCUAAGAGGAAUGGGAAGCCAAACUUUUUACGUUUCAGAUAAACACGUCAAACACAGCAUGACAUGGAUUUCUAAAGCCCAUAUAAAGCAGGUUCAGAGAAUAAGUAGCAACUUCAUAAAUUACUCGAUUUUAAAUUUUCAUUCUGGAGAAGACAAAUCCAGAGAACAGCUUGCCAAAAAUCAGUUGCAGACCCGUUUGAAAAAAGAACAGAAGCUGGCAGAUACAAUCAUACAAGAGUGUGAAAAGUAUAUUCAUAGAAUGAUCAGCAAAAAAGAUGUGGAUUACGAUCGAAAUUACUGUACAGGGGUAGUCAGAGAAAUUGAAAAGCAAAUCAAUAAACUGGGAGAACAAAGCAGGAAGCUUACUGAACAAUUUCACACUGACCUUAAACUUCACAUUUGUGUUAUGGCAGUGAAGAAGUUUCAAGAAAAACAUGACAUGUUCAAUCAGCAAAAUGAUCCAGCACGUAUACUUAAUGCGAAAAAGAAAGAUUACUGGAAGGCUUUCAGUGACCUAUGUGACAAGAGAGACCAGAGCCAAAAGGCAGCAAAGAGCUUCUGUGACUUGUGCCUGAAACCAUCAUUAAUUAAAAAACUCCAAUGGCAUCUAUCUCUCAGCAUUGUCACUUAUCUGAGGAACAUUUGUGCACCUUUAAUACUUAAAAACACCCUCUACUUCCAACUAGCUCUAUUGUUAGAUCUGCACAGGAGAGACGCCUUUAACGACUAUAUAAGUUACAUCAAAGAUUAUGAUCAGUUUGCAUUGGACUUCCUUCAACAGAUGGUGGAGAAGUCUUGCCGUCAUGAGGUUAAUGGGAAAGCACGGUUUCAUGUCAUGGCCCAAGAUAUUGCAGCUGAUGUUGUAGAUAAGGCAAAGAAAUGCAUGGAUAAAGUAAAUGCAGAGAAAGCCAACACAGCAAAGCAGCUCAUCGAGCUAUUUUUAACAGCACUGGAGGGUAAUCUGGUGAUUCAGAAAGAGAAGAUUCAUGAUAUUUUGCCCAGAAACAUUCUAAAUGUGGCACAGUUCAGAACAGACCUUUUUGAUGCCAUCCUUUCAUUGGAGAAAGAGCUUCUGAAGGAAAUAGAGGACUGGGAAAUUCAGGUUCAGGAUUUACCUGUUGUACCCCAUCAACAGUUAUACAGAAUUCUAGGAACAUGCACAGAGAAGUGCCCAUUCUGUGGCGUGCCUUGUGAACACCAGGGGGAAAACCAUCAGCAUUUCUCCAGAUACCACAGGGCACUGGCUGUCAACAACACCCCCCCUGAAAUGCUGCCAUUCAAGACAACAUUAAAGAAGAUUUCAGCAUUAUUAACCUUUAAUUUAGACCAGAGCACAAUGAACUGUAUGUCAAGAGAUAUCCAUGUCAAAAGCUGCAGUGCAAGUCCUUUGGAAAGCAAUAAUUGGGGAGAACUGUACAAAGAUCAGUCCUCAGUAUACUGGCGCUUUGUACUUAAAAGAUACCAAAAGCAGUUUGCCCAGCACUACUACUCUAAACCAGCAGAAGUCAAAGAAAAAAUUACAUGGAAAGAAGUAGAGGCAGAUCUCCAAAAGGUAUAUAAAUUGAAUGUGGAAGACAUAUGGCUAGAACUAGGGAAACAAUAACUGGUUAUUCUGGUGUUUACCUCUCGGAACAAAAUGUAUUCCUGUUGGGAAUGAUUCAGCAUAUGUCAGAAUCAUAUAAUUGUUAUAAAAAUUGUCAAAUCCAUCGAUUUUGUAAAGCAUCCACUCAUUUAACAGCAUAAAAUUUAACAUUCAUACACUGUAUCAUAAUAAAAGAACUGUAUGAUGGCAUGUUUUAGUAACUGUUUCCCAAAAACACGGGGGAGAAGAAGCAACUGCACCAUAAUGAAAUACAGGGAUAAAUCAAAAUGCAUCUUCUGUGUGGCUAUUUACUCAACAAAACAUUAAAAUAAACCAAUAAUAGAGAUUACAUUUCUUUUUUAACAUGAUCUGGGGUAGCAUAGUGGAUCCAGUAUCCUGGGUUAGAAAUCCAUGUCUGGUUGUCACCUGUGUGUGGUUUGUAAGCUCUCCCCGAUUCAGUGUGAGUUUUUUGUUUUUCCCCCUGAUUACUCUGUUCUUUCCCCUGUAUCCCAAAAAAGUACAUAUAAUGUCAACUGUUGAUUCCAAAUUCGCCUAACGUUAAUUGUGAGUGUGGAGGUUUAUGUGUGAACGUUCAGAGGUAAUGGCCUGGUGCACUUUUCAGGACUGAGUUCUGCCUUGCAUUCUAUGCCGAUGGGACAGGCUCUGCUCCGCCUAAAUCAGCAGUGACUAUUCUAAGUGGUUUUAAGAAUGUUGGAUAUGUUAUGUAAUGACUUCCCUGCUUUUCACAACACUAGGAUUUUGUUUUAACGCUUUGGCAUAUCCUUAGAAAGGAUAGAUGCUGAGAUAUUAUGUUACUGAUUACCUAUCCCCAACUUGCUGGAAUAAAUUAUUUGUAUAUUGUAAAAGAAUAUGGAUAUAAGUACUUUUCAGAAAAACUUCACCUAACUCUUCACAACCCUGUGUUGGAAGGAGAUUUUAUAUAUUUUUUUAUAUUUUUAUAAUUCAUUGUGUUAAACAUGACAAAAUAGUUCAUCUGUAUCUAUACUGUUAAUGUACUGUAUGUUGCACAUAAAUACUGUGUAUACAACUAUAUACUCGACAUCAUUCAUUUACCACAGUUGCUCGAACAUCCUUUCCAGAUGUUUUCUAAAAGGUGCUUCAACUUAAUGACUCAAAGUUCCCAGUGGUGUUUUUGAAAAUAACUCAAACUUUAAAUUAAUUUUCUUGAAUAACCUUAUUGUUAGCCUUGAGUAUGUUCACCUGUAUUGCUCUUUGUGUUCAUUAAUCUUUAUUAUUAAAAUAUAUGAUUUUAUUCCAUUAACCCAGGAGGAGAACCAGUAAAGAUAUUUUUUUAAGCUCUUCAUGUCCCAAACUCGGACUAUAGAGUUAUGUUAUGUUAUCUAACAUUGAGUUAUGUUAUCUAACAAAACCACUGUAUAUCUAUCGCCUUAUUUUCAUUUUGAAAUGCAUUAUAAAUUCAGAACAAAAAGCCAGAUUUAGCUUGAACACAAUAUGUGGAAGACAUUUAUGUUUUGGAGAAAUGUAAGAACUGCAGUAUCAAAUCAAGCAGCACAUGCACAUCUUUGUGAAUUUUCUAGGUGUUAUUGUGGGAAAUAGCUUUUUUAUGAAAUAAUCAUAGUAAUAAAACAUUAAGUGAACACUUUUUUUUAGUGUAGGGGAAAUCAGGCCUGGGACAACUCAUUUGGGACAUCAAGUGGUUUUAAACAUCUGUAAAACAUUUUCAUUGAAAGUUUAUUAUUUUAAUAUUCCUGUAAUCUGUUUAGAAGACAUCUUGCAAUAAUGGGAAAAAAAAUUAAUCUUAAAUGCCUGAAAAUAGCUCAUUUUGGAAGACUUGACUGUUCUUUUCAUAAAAAGUAUAUUUUGGUUUAUAUAAUAAACAGAAUUGUAUAAUAUUACUGCAAGAAACCAAAUGAUAUAUAAUAAAUAAGCUCCAUUUCAAAGACACAACCCAAGUUUUGCCCUCCUACCUGUUAUGAUUUAUAUAAAGCAUCUAAUAUUUUAAAAUGCUCAUUUUAUGUUAUGUUACAUGAUGUAUUUUAUUAGGCUGUUGUUCUAUGAUAUGUGUGUGCUUUUAUUCCAAUAAAAAAGAAGGUU